AUGUGGUUGUCAGCCUGUCAGGCUUUGCACACCACCCAGCUGGAAGGACUCGUCUUGUUUAUACCGCCGCCCCGGACAUCCUGGUUCAGUGAAUGUGUGCACACCAAGCUGUUGGGACGUCUUAUUCCUCACAGCCCGCAACGCAACAGAGCGCAGAAAGAUGAGGCACUGAGAGCCGAAAGCAGGCGAGCGGACGAUGAAAGGGAACGUGCAGAAAGAGAAAGGAAAGAUGCUAAUCAAGCAAAGGAAAAAGCAUAUAUAAGUGCAUCAAAAGCUAAAGAUGCCGAAGAACGAGCCCUAAAGGAGAGCCAAAGAGCAAAUGAAGAGAAGGAACAGGCAGAAAGGGAAAGGAAGGCUGCUGCUAAAGCAAAGCUGAACAAGAAAGGAAGGCUGCUGCUCAAGCAAAGGAAGAAGCAGUUACAAACGCAAGAAGAGCUGAACAAGCUAAAGAACAAGCUCAAACAGAAAAACGAAGAGCACUUGAGGCACAUGAAAUUGCAAAGGAGGAGAGAGAGAGCAGAAGAGGCAAGAGCACAUGCAGAAGAUGAAGCCAAGAAAUCAGAGGAGAUGAGACAAAAGAAGGAAUCUGCUGAGCAAGAAAAGCAACGCCUUCUGGAUGAGAAAGAUGAAAAGCAGAGGAGGGAUGAAAGUUUCAUGAAGUUUGCAUGGGGACCAAAGAAGAAAAAUAGAGGGACAUCAAAAGGAGUAGAUCAUGCAUCAAUGGAGGUAAAACGACUCUGCGAGAAAUUUUAUAAACUCAACAAAGACAAGGAAGGGAAGGUUUUAUGUGGGAAGAUCCUGAUAUUUGGUCCAAGUGGUGCUGGAAAGUCCUCCUUCUGCAAUGGCUUGAGAUCAGCACUGAUGGAUUAUGACACACCUGCCAACUACUAUGCUGUCGGUUUGCGCGAUGGGACACUAACAAAAAAUUUUCAGGCUGUACGAUAUGGACAUCACUGGAUUAUUGACAUGCCAGGAAUAUUUGAAUCCAGUCUUUUGAAAACGGAGAAUAUUGAAGCCAUUGCAUCUGGCAGGGUUCGCGUUGAUGCCGAGAUAACAGAAACCCUUGAUGUGAAAGGCAACAAACAAUAGGCACAAAGGGAUGUGUCAUGUGUUGUUCUGGUUCUCCAUCAUGGCAUCACUCUGGGUGAAGAACUGAAGCGCCAGCUAGAUGUUAUCAUACAAUUAGGCGGACGUGGUGCUCUGUCCUACCACCUGGUGCUGACUCACCUGGAUGAGUGUGACCCGCAGUUCAAGGACCCGGAUAACAUCCCCAACCUGUACACAUCCCCUCUAGUACAGGAAGCUGUGAAGAACAUGUCAGAACAAACUGGCAUUCCAGG
Molecule: messenger RNA, 1340 nt
Organism: Haliotis rufescens (red abalone)
Lineage: Eukaryota; Metazoa; Mollusca; Gastropoda; Lepetellida; Haliotidae
Product: DNA ligase 1-like
Exons: 8
Coding region: 1-1089 (362 amino acids)
Source: RefSeq, a predicted model, not a curated record